This is a messenger RNA of Drosophila eugracilis, 1092 nucleotides long. RefSeq lists its product as uncharacterized. The record is from RefSeq and is a predicted model, not a curated record. The transcript has 2 exons. NCBI's taxonomy places the organism in Eukaryota, Metazoa, Arthropoda, Insecta, Diptera, Drosophilidae. Bases 1 to 1092 code for a protein of 363 amino acids.
AUGUCGCCAUUGGAUAUCGUGUUGCUCCUGUUCAGUUUCCAUUUCCUCCAAGUGAUUGCCAGUGACUUUUCCGGCAUGACUUCCGAGUUCAAGCAGUGUGUUCGUGGCUCUCAGAAACCCAAGUUCAGUGAAUGUCUGGGAAGAUCCGCUCUGAAUUUCAUCCAGAGAUUAGAUGAAAGCGAAAACAUAAGAUUCGUGGAUGAUUUUGUUACCGUGAAAAGUGAAUCUCCUGCAGUUAGAUCGCUGGCAAAUGUCCUCGACACAGAUCCAGUGGAUUUUCGUGGCAUUCUGGAGAACGCUGGCGCCGUGAUGGGUCAACGAAGUCUGGAGUGGCAUAUGGAUGGUCUCUAUCCUGGGCUUAUGUUUAAAAUUGGGCCCACAGCGGAUGCGAAUAGUGUAGCUGAGUUCGUCCUUGAUAAUGGUGUUCAGGGAGAGCGACAAUUUGGAUAUGAGGAUCCCGCAACAGGUCGUCUUUUGGCCAAGCAGUAUCUACUCCCGUUUCUGCUGGGUCUGAAGUUCAAUCUGGUGGCUUUGGUACCCCUGCUUUUUGCCGGUAUUUGUCUACUCCUCAAAAAGUCAUUAUUUUUGGUGAAGUUGGCGAUAUAUGUGAGCAGCUUUUUGGGGCUGGGUGGAAUUGUGGGCGGAUUAGGAGGCUUAGGUGGCCUUGGUAGCUUAGGUGGUGGUUUUGGAGGCGCUAAUUUCGGCAGCUUUGGCGGCUCGAACUUUGGUUUCGGCGGCUUUCAAGGGCACCGACCACUAGGCCAUUUUCCUGGAAAAACUACGGUAUUUGGCCAGGGCCAAGAUGAGUUCCACCACCAGUACGAUGUACACGAGUCAUCUCCAUAUCGUCGCGCUGAGCGAAAAGUAAGAUUCGAACAGCCCCGAGCGGCGGAAACGCCGGUGCAGACACCACCAGCCAAAGCUAAACCAAUUACCCAAGACCGCUUCUACGACUUUGAAAACCAACGCAGGCCAAGUAACAAACUAUUGGCAGCCAGUGUGGAGCAGGAGGAGGGUGAACUGCUGAGGAGAAACUUUCAGGAUCCCCAUGGAAUGACGGGAUGGCAGGCUGUGGACGUGAGAUCGCUGUAG